AUGAGUGUCGUGGGUGUCGAUUUCGGAACCCUUAAGACCGUCAUUGCCGUCGCCAGAAACCGCGGCGUCGACGUGAUCACCAAUGAAGUUUCUAACCGAGCUACCCCGUACGUUCCCCCAGCCUCCCUGUCAUCCCGCUCCCUCGGCCCUCAAGCUGACAAGGUCGACAACAGGUCUCUGGUAGGCUUCGGCCCCAAGUCGCGCUACAUCGGCGAGGCCGCCAAGACGCAGGAGAUUUCCAACCUCAAGAACACCAUCAGCUGCCUCAAGCGCCUUGCUGGCCGCUCCUUCAACGACCCGGACGUCGCCAUCGAGCAGCAAUAUGUCACCGCCCCCCUCGUCGACGUCAAUGGCCAGGUCGGCGCCGAGAUCUCGUAUCUCGGCAACAAGGAGAAGUUCACGGCGACCCAGCUCGUUGCCAUGUACCUGAGCAAGAUCAAGCAGACUGCCGCUGCCGAGCUCAAGCUCCCCGUCUCCGACCUCUGCAUGAGCGUCCCCCCUUGGUUCUCCGACGUUCAGCGCCGCGCGCUCCUCGACGCCUCUGAGAUCGCCGGCCUCAAGCUCCUGCGCCUCAUGAACGACAACACCGCCGCCGCUCUCGGCUGGGGCAUCACCAAGCUUGACCUUCCCGGCCCCGAGGAGCGCCCCCGCCGCGUCGCCUUCGUCGACAUUGGCCACAGCAACUACACCUGCUCCAUUGUCGAGUUCAAGAAGGGCGAGCUUGCCGUCAAGGCCACCGCCUGGGACCGCAACUUCGGUGGCCGCGACUUCGACAAGGCUCUUGUCGACCACCUGGCCAAGGAGUUCAAGGGCAAGUACAAGGUCGAUAUCUACACCCACGGACGUGCCAUGGCCCGCACCAUCGCCGCCGCCGAGAAGACCAAGAAGAUCCUGUCCGCCAAUCAGCAGGCGCCCGUCAACAUUGAGUCCCUCAUGAACGAUGUCGACGCUUCUGCCAUGGUCACUCGCCAGGAGUUCGAGGCUAUGAUCGAGCCUCUGCUGAACCGAACCCACCACCCUCUCGAGCAGGCCCUUGCCCAGGCUAAGCUCACCAAGGACGACAUCGACGUCAUCGAGAUUGUCGGUGGCGGCUCCCGCGUUCCUGCUCUGAAGGAGCGCAUCCAGGAGUUCUUCGGAAAGCCCCUUUCCUUCACUAUGAACGCCGACGAGGCCGUCGCUCGUGGCUGCGCCUUCAGCUGCGCCAUUCUCUCCCCCGUCUUCCGAGUCCGUGACUUCGCUGUCCAGGACAUCAUCAGCUACCCCAUCGAGUUCGCUUGGGAGAAGGCUCCCGAUAUCCCUGACGAGGACACGAGCCUCACCGUCUUCAACAAGGGCAACGUCCUGCCGUCCACCAAGAUCCUCACCUUCUACCGCAAGCAGCCUUUCGACCUCGAGGCCCGAUAUGCCAAGCCCGAGGAGCUUCCCGGAAAGCAGAACCCCUGGAUUGGCCGUUUCUCCGUCAAGGGCGUCAAGGCCGAGGGCAAGGAUGAGUUCAUGAUCUGCAAGCUCAAGGCUCGCGUCAACAUCCAUGGCGUCCUCAAUGUCGAGACCGGCUACUACGUCGAGGAUCAGGAAGUUGAGGAGGAGGUCAGGGACGACGACAAGAAGGAAGAGGGCGACAAGAAGGACCCCGACGCCAUGGACACGGACAACAAGGACGACGCCCCCAAGAAGACCCGCAAGGUUAAGAAGCAGGUUCGCAAGGGCGACCUCCCUAUUUCCAGCGGCACCGCUUCCCUGGAUGCCAGCGCCAAGACGGCAUUGACGGAGAAGGAGGCUGCCAUGGUCAUGGAAGACAAGCUGGUCGCCGACACCGAGGAGAAGAAGAACGAGCUGGAAGCCUACAUCUACGACCUCCGGGCGAAGCUGGACGACCAGUACGCCGAGUUCACCAGCGAGGACGAGAAGUCGGCCAUGAAGCAGAAGCUGGAAACCGCCGAGGACUGGUUGUAUGACGAGGGCGACGAUGCCUCCAAGGGCGUCUACGUUGCGAAGCUGGAGGAGCUGCGUGCCAUGGCUGGCCCUGUUGUCCAGCGUCACUUCGAGAAGGUCGAGGCCGAGCGCCGUGCCGUCCAGGAGCGCGUCGAGGCCGAGAAAGCUGCCAAAAGAGCCGCUGAGGAAGAGGCUCGCAAGGCUGCUGAGGCCGAGAAGGCAGCCCAGGGAGGUGACCAGGAGAUGAAGGACGCCGCCGACGGAGCCCAAGCGGAGACCGACGAGGCUGGCAACCCGAAUUAG
This is a messenger RNA of Purpureocillium lilacinum, 2235 nucleotides long. RefSeq names its product adenyl-nucleotide exchange factor sse1. Gene Ontology annotation, biological process: protein folding. Lineage: Eukaryota; Fungi; Ascomycota; Sordariomycetes; Hypocreales; Ophiocordycipitaceae. Gene Ontology annotation, molecular function: ATP-dependent protein folding chaperone; ATP binding. Gene Ontology annotation, cellular component: cytosol; nucleus. The record is from RefSeq and is a predicted model, not a curated record.